Molecule: messenger RNA, 1016 nt
Organism: Papaver somniferum (opium poppy)
Lineage: Eukaryota; Viridiplantae; Streptophyta; Magnoliopsida; Ranunculales; Papaveraceae
Exons: 1
Coding region: 35-730 (231 amino acids)
Source: RefSeq, a predicted model, not a curated record
CUAAACCAAAAAGUAAAAAAUCUAGCUAGCUACAAUGGGGAACUGUUCUCUUAAAGGAAUUGCAGGAAAUAUUAGUGAUCCAGUUCGUAUAAUGACGGAUUCCGGUGGAACUGUUGAAUUCCGAGGUCCAACAUUAGCGUGUGACGUUGUUAGUGAGUAUCCGGGAUAUAAUGUUUUCCGGGAAGGAUAUCUAUCGUCACCGUUGUUUAAUGAUGAGCAACUUUUUAGUAGUCAUUUAUAUUAUCUUCUUCCAGUCAUUGAAGAAGAAGCAAAGAAAGACGACAGUGUGAUUGACAAGGAUGAGGAGAAACAAAAGGAAGUGGUGGUGGUGGAUAAGAGGAGGAAAUCGGAUGCGGAAUUGUCAGGGAACCAAGUGAGGCCAUCUUUUAGUAGAGUUUCGUCUGCCACGGUGACGGAUCUUGGAGGUAAGAAUCUAACCAUGAAACCGGCUUUAGAAGUAUUGCCGUCGUUAGGGAAUGGUGUUUGGAGAGUUAAGAUGGUGAUUGACACAAAACAAUUAGAAGAAAUAUUAUCAGAACAAGUAAAUAUUGGCGAGUUGAUUGAGAAAACGAGAGAAGUUGCAGCAGUUAGUAGAAAUAGUAAUGGCAGUGAUAGUAGUCACAGUAAUGCAAGCACACAAAGGAAAAGCUGGAGGCCUAGUUUUUCUAGUGUUUUUAAAUCAUCAUCAACGACAGCACCACCACCACCACCAGUAGCUGUUGCCAAGUAAAUUUACUUAUAUAGACCUGGAUCAAGAUCCAUAAAUUCUUGUUUUUCCAUUUUUGGGGGUUUUUAAUUAGAUCUAGGCGCUAGAUAAAUGAAUCAAAGAGUUCAUGAUUCAGUUUUUGUUUGUCAUUUUGGUUUUGGGUCGACUCAGCAGACACUUCUCUGUACGUAAUGUUUCCUUAUCUUUCUGCCAUGAAUAGUGUGGGUGUCAAGAGUCCGUGAAAUUUUAUGGUCAUGGGAAUGGCCGGCCGGAUGGGUCAUAUGUUAUUUCUGCUUGGUAUACAUUUUAU